Molecule: messenger RNA, 5627 nt
Organism: Dicentrarchus labrax (European seabass)
Lineage: Eukaryota; Metazoa; Chordata; Actinopteri; Moronidae
Exons: 3
Coding region: 327-935 (202 amino acids)
Biological process (GO): ciliary neurotrophic factor-mediated signaling pathway; negative regulation of neuron apoptotic process
Molecular function (GO): ciliary neurotrophic factor receptor binding
Source: RefSeq, a predicted model, not a curated record
AUUCCUCCUGCCUGGCAUCAGGUUCCCGGGGGAAAGGGCGGAGAGUUGGCCACCAACUCUGUAACAUAAGUAAGCAACAGUGAGCAGGAAAGGUCGCGCAGACUGGGAAACUCGUUUUCUUUACCGAAACCUAAGAUAAGAGCCUCGCACUGGCUCUAAUUAGAGCUUCAGUAAAGGGGAGCGGAAGGGCAGGCUGAAGGGAGCCGUGAACCGUGGCGCUGUCGGGAUGAGGCAGGCGCACACGGGCGUAUAUUAGGGGGCCGGACUGUUGCGCUCUUGCUCCAAGUGCAAGUGUGUCUUCCCGGCAGAGGCAGCUGGGACGUCCAAUGGCAGCCAGGCGGACUAGACGGAUGACCGGGCCGGAUCUGAGCAGGACCACCGCGGCCCGGGCUGCUGCUAUAGCCGAGCAGCUGCAGUAUGAGUGCUCCAUCUUACUGGAACUAUAUAGAAAGAAGGAAAGUUUCACUGCAGAUAUUUUGGUGGCCGACGGCCGUCUGGUGUCCGUCCCUCCUCCUUCCUCCCAGCUGGACACCAGGGACAAGCUGUGGCGUCUCCACUCUGCUCUGUUGCAGUGCCGCAGCUUGCUGGAGAAAGCCAUCGCCAAAGAGGAAGAUGAGCUGGGCAGUGGGAUGAAGGCCGAAUAUGAGACCCAGAGGAAGAUGGUGAAGGACAGACUGUCACUCCUCUUAAUCAACACCGGAGAACUCCUCAAAGCUGCUGACGGCACGGCGAUCCUGACUCCCAGCGCGGAGGGAUUAGAGUCAGACGGUCCGACCACUCUGUUUGAUCUGAAGCUUUGGGUGUACCAGAUCUUCAAAGAGGUGGACUACUGGACCAAGAUGGCCAUCACCACCUUGCAAGCCCUGCCCUCAGUGAUAGCCAAGGAGCGAGUGAGGACCACGCGAGCGAGGACAACGAGAAGUGCCCGGAGAUGAGAGAAGUGUGUGUGUGUGUGUGUGUGUAGGGGGGUGAAGAUGAAUUAAUGAAAGAGAAAAGCGGACAGAAAGAGGUGGGUGAAGGGAUGAAAGGGAUAAGAAGAUGAUGUGUUCAGACGGGGGUCAAUGUGAGAAACUGACACGUAUGAAGAGAAAAAGGAGAUGAGUGAAAAUGGCCACCUGAGAGAGAGAGAGAGAGAGAGCCCUACUGACACAGGGAAAUGAGAGGGUUGGGUUAUUUUUAGGGCAUGAAGCCCCCUUCACUGAACAUAGGCCUUAGACAGAGCAAGAGACAAUAACCGUGUUUAUCACAGCUAAUAACAACGUGUGGAACAAGAUUAUUUCAAGUGUGGCAGAGUCUAAUAUUUAUUGUUUACCAUCUUAGAUCAAAUCUAACAAUACAUCUAGAGUUAAGAUACUGAGUUUCUUUCUUUCUUUCACAUUUUGGCAUUGAGGAAACAUAACAUUGAUUAACACUUUUGCUACUUUUUUUUGUACCUGCUAACAUCAAACUCACAUUUAUGGUGUUCCCUACGCAUUCACUCCGUUGAUACAGCUGAAGUUAUUAUUUAAGAUAUACUGCCAAGAUCCACUGCAGCUGAUGCAGGAAACAGUCAGCGAGGGGCACAUUCUGAUAAAAAUUAGGCUAUUUGAAUUCAUGCCAUCACCAGACUGUACCUCUGGUAUGUGUAGUUUUGAAUACUGUAGCUAUAAAUCAUUCCACACAGAUUAUCAUCUGGGGAUGUGCAGUCAUUGAAUGAAAAAAUAUCUGUGUAACGCCACCCUCUAGUGUUUACAUGGCGCUAUUACAUAGAUUCAUUACUUCUUUCUUUCUUGAUUGUCCUCAGUAAUGCUGUGUUUUUAUAGUUUUGUUGUGUUUCUAGGGCACUUUAUAAGCAAUGAAAUCAUGUAAAACCAUGUUGCAGGGUUAAGAAAGCAACAAGUGUGAGCAUGCAAAUGAGCAGAAGCAGAGAAAAAAACCUAAUCGAUGAAAGAAAAUCUUAAUCUUAAUAGUCUAAUUCCAUUAAUUUGUGAAACAGAUUUGAACUGUUUAAAAAAAAUAUUAAACUACAAUUCUACUUCAGUUCACAUAGUGAAAUUGAAAUGUGACAAAUGUCACUACACUUAUUGAUAAAGUUUUAAAGAUUUUUAUCAUUUAUUUUAUUUUAUCAUCAGGUCGUGCUAAAAAUCCCAGCAAGAGGGACGCAAAAAUCAUGUUCUGUGUCACAAUUGUGACCAUUGUGAACAAAGUUAUACAAGUAUAUGAACAAAAGUUUUAAGGCACAUAUCCCAUUUUAUCUGGGUUUGAAUUUAGUCACCUGAAAUUAAGGAUUUUUGUCUGUCAAGUGGUUCAUUAUCUAUCCAGUUGCAGCUUGCACUGCAAUAUUCAACAUAUAGUGAAAUAAGUUAACUUGUAGUAGAUUAAAUUGUGAUCAUGUAACAGAAAAUGAAUCAAAAAUGGCCUUUAACAUGUAACUCUGUCAGUCUAAACUGGGCUGUGUUGCUAAUUAGACUGGCAUCAUCCACAGACUCAGAUUGUCUUUAAUGAUGCAAAGAGCUUCAGGGUGAGAAGAAGAGAAGAUACUGUAAAUGGAAUUGAAUCCUACACAUAUUGCACAUAUAUUGCCUAAGUAACCAAAAAGAGCUUUUUGAGGAAAAAACCAAGCAAACCUUUGCAGUGUUUCUAUUUUUCAUUUUACUGAUUAGCUUAGGUCACGUUGUUUUAUUCGAGGGCUUCAGAUUUUGCUCAGUUCAUAUUUGCCUUGUCACUUGCUGUAUUUAGUAGGUUGAUAAACUGUUGGCAGGUGCACUGGGAGUAUAAACUGUGGGAGAUAUGAGUGAUACAGGGUACUCCAAACUGUUUUCAGGCUUCUGAAAACUGAAUGUUGUUACUGGAGGGAAACAUAAAUGCAUUUGGUCGUUUGAUCAGCUAUGAUUAAUUUCAAAGAUGAUUUGUAAGCCCUAAGAAACUAAGAGCUACUGUACGUGUGCAAACAUUCAUUCACUCUUUCUGUUAUGCACUAAAUGAAGAAUGAAAAUACACCAUACAGCACAAAUGCAUCUGAAAUAUCGGAUAAUGCUUUGGAGUGCAACACUUUUAAUGUGAUAUACUGUAAAAGCAAUAUAACACAUUACAUAUUAUGUAUUGCCUUUCUCUGUUCGGUAUAUGGAUUGAGGAUGUAUUAUCUUUCCUCUUGCUCUUCUUCACCUACUCUGACGAUGAGCUAUCUGCUGGACUACACAGCACAUUAAUCUUUUCUUGUUCUCUGUUUUGAGUUGGUUUAUUUGCUGGUCUGGUUGGCCACAGACCAGGAAUUGGUUAAAGACUAGAGAAGUUUGACCAGAAAUAACACUGGCUUAAAAAAAAAAAGGGAUGUUGCUACAGGUGCUAUGGGAGUAGGUAUGAACCAGGAAGUCCAGUUUGAAAAAACUCAUCCAGGAGUUUAAAGGCUAUCAGACACAAAUAUAUUACGUAUUAAUAACAUGUGGUAACAUGUUACUGUGGAAAGUUAUGAUGGUGGCAAUUAUUUUAUUUUCCGUUUCAACAAAUGAGGUAUAUAGUAGGGUUAGGCUGUUACAAAGUACUCCACCAGUACUGGGGCUACUGGAGUGAAUAAGGCUGCAUAUCUUUGACGCAGUGCUAUUGUUGGUCUGAAUGCAGCCUCACAGCCUGCACAUUAGCUUUAUGGGACAACUGAGUGGUUACAGGUUCCAGUGGCUUCAUAUUAGAGCCCUCCGUUCUUCUGCUUGUGUCACAUCUGUCAGUCAUGGACUGACCUACACAAGACUCAUACAGCCAUUUUUAGUCUGUCCUCUUCCUGCAGUUUGCAGGAAGGGCAGCACUGUGGUUACAUUCCUGGCAAACAAAAUGUUAUGCUAGUGUAUGUAUGCUAUUGAUUGAUUAUUUUCCCAACACAUUUUUGUUACACUUUUGCCGCAUGUGUCUUUUUUACAAGUGUAAUCUGUUACACCACUAGGGGCCCUCUCUUUUGACCUCUGUUGCAGAGAGUGCUAGCUGUAGACAAAUGGCUCAAAGCACAAAGAGAGGAUUAUGUUACCAUCGCAUCUGUCUAUAAGCAGCAAUCAUACUGUAGGAAGCUGCCACACUCAUUAAAGUCAUCAGAACAAUGGUGGGAUUUUCACAUUGUAAAAACUUAGCUUUAUCAUGAAGAAUGUAUGAUCAACCUCCUUUAUCUUUGAUCAACCAAAUGUUUGGAUAUACUUAUGAAUUGCCAUUGUUGUUUAUCUUUGGAGUUUAUGGUCAAGAAGCAAUAAUCCCCGGCCUUCAAAUAUGGUUUUAUCUGUGUAAUGAUAGUCUUGCUGGAUACACUUUUGAUCCUCGAUAAAAUGUUAACACAAGAGUCCAGACACCGAAGCUGGAUUUCAUCUUCGGGCUCAUCUUGCUUCACUGUAGUCCAAAAGCUUCCUCAGUUAAAUCUGUAUUUUGGAAUGAAAACCAUCUUCUCUUGAGCUUUUUGAGGAAAGCCCCUUCCAGACAUAGGAUCUGUAACAUUGGUGGGUUCAUCUUUGUGUUAAAGUACCAGCUCUCUGACUUUCAAACAUACAGUAGCCCUCUGUUAUGGUUUAACGUUGACUAUGUUCACACAUGACAGGAUGUAUAUAGAUAGAGCAAUGCUCGCGGGAUACUAGGCAAUGUAGUAGGGAGAAUAUUUUCAUGAUAUUUAUUACCAGAGCCCAAGUUGACAAAUUUCAAUUGCUUGAACGAAUGAUACAAAAUGUAAAGAUAGAGCAAUGGAGAUAGAUGCAAAGAUAUUGAGUUUACUAUUAUUCAAGACAAAAAAAUACAAUAAAUAUUCAUAUUUUAGAAGUUACAUUUUGAAAAAUGACAUAAACAAACACAAAUAUUGAUCAUAAAAAGGAAUUAAGUUGUCAAUUAAUUUUCUGCAGAUCUUUUAAUCAACUAAUUGUUUCAGCUCUGCAGUUGUAAGUUAUGGAUAUUGUGUGAGAGAAAGUUUACUGCAACAUAAAUAGAGGCGGUCCUCUAACAUCAGCAAUGACCUGCCAAUUGGACAAAAGUAGCAUGAAGUCUUUCCACUGAGUCAAAUCCGCUGCUUCAAAAUGUCCUCAAUCAAUGUCCUGAUCAACUCUAAGCUUCGUUCCCACUCUCUUGUGAUUGGUUUGCACAGUAUGCUCAAAAUUCUAAUGUAGGAACGCUGUUAUCUUGACUUUGCCUUUACUGGAAAUGUAACUGCUUUUAUUCAAACUUGAGCCAUGUAGAAGAAAAUGUUCCAGAAAUGUUGUCUUGUAAAGGAUUCAGUCCCUUUUCAAACAUUAGUGAAGAAUUGACACAUUAGACUGUCUAGAAAUGUCUAGAAGGACGACGUAAGCAUAGAGCAGUAGAAGAGCACUCCCCUCAGUUUCAUUUUGAAUGAUAUAUUGAAUAUGAUACAGGACCAAUACGGUGACCAGGAAACACAUUUGUUAGUCGAUUUUCUUUCUUUCUUUUUUUUUCCCUUUGAGGACAAAAAACUGGUUUAACUCACAAAAAAUAUGAAAUGUAUUCUGGGUCAUGCAGAGAGCAUCGGUUGAUGCAUUGUGAAUAUGAAAUCAGAGUAAUGUACAGUCUUUUAUGUUUGUCUGAAACUUUGGUAUGGUGUAAAAACUUAUUUAUUAUUGACUGGAUUUCCAAGGGUGUGUGAGUGGGUUGAAAUAAAUUGAUCUUGGCUAUAA